Panicum virgatum (switchgrass) is the source of this 2539-nucleotide messenger RNA. RefSeq names its product pentatricopeptide repeat-containing protein At5g48730, chloroplastic-like. Gene Ontology annotation, molecular function: protein binding. Bases 155 to 1636 code for a protein of 493 amino acids. The transcript has 3 exons. The record is from RefSeq and is a predicted model, not a curated record. Lineage: Eukaryota; Viridiplantae; Streptophyta; Magnoliopsida; Poales; Poaceae.
ACACGCUUGCCGCCACGGCAGACGGUACUCGAGCUCGGAAUCUCAUCCUGUCCUCUCCGCCGGGUCGGCCCUCACGGCGAAGACAAAAAUCCCUCCCACUCAGCAGUUCAGCAGCAGCAAGGCUCCCUCGGUCCCUCCAGUUCCAAGCUCGCCAAUGGCCGCGGGGCCGGUGGCCGCGCCCUCCUCCAUCGUGGUCCCCUCCGCGCGCCGUCACCGGGCGUUCCCGCCGGCGGCCGCCUCCGCCGCGGCCCGCGAGCCGCCGCGCGCGUGGGGAGCGGCCGGCGCGGAGGAGAGGGCGCGACGCGGGAAGGAGGCGGAGGUCGAUGACGAGGAGGCGGAGAAGCGGCGGAAGGAGGAGGUGAACCGGAAGAUCGCGUCCCGGAAGGCGCUCUCCGUCAUCCUCCGGCGCGAGGCCACCAAGGCCGUCCUCGACAAGCGCAAGCCCGGCAAGGGCACCCGCCGCCUCCUGCCCCGCACCGUCCUCGAGGCCCUCCACGACCGCGUCGCCGCCCUCCGCUGGGACUCCGCCCUCAAGGUGUUCGAGCUGAUGCGGGACCAGGUGUGGUACAGGCCACACAUCGGCAUAUACAUCAAGCUCAUCACCAUGCUCGGCAAGUGCAAGCAGCCGGAGAAGGCGCACGAGCUGUUCCAGGCGAUGAUCGACGAGGGCUGCGCCCCCAACCUCGAGUCCUACACUGCCCUCGUAUCCGCGUACAGCAGGAGCGGUCGCUUCCGUGAGGCGUUUGAAUUGCUUGAUCGGAUGAAGGACACCCCUGGUUGCCGGCCGGAUGUGCAGACGUACUCUAUUCUAAUCAAAUCCUGCUUGCACGCCUAUGAUUUUGAGAAGGUGAAGAGUUUGCUAGCGGAUAUGGCGCGUGCGGGUAUCCGCCCCAAUACAGUCACGUACAAUACAUUGAUUGAUGCAUAUGGGAAAGCAGGAAAGUUUGCUGAGAUGGAAUCAACUCUUCUGAAAAUGUUGUCACAAAAUUGCAAGUCUGAUGUAUGGACAAUGAAUUCUACUCUUAGAGCUUUUGGCAGCAGUGGUCAGAUUGAAACUAUGGAAAGCUGCUAUGAGAAGUUCCAGGCCUCUGGUAUCUCCCCAAACAUUAAGACCUACAAUAUUUUGCUCGACUCAUAUGGUAAAGCUAAAAUGUAUGAGAAAAUGGGAGCUGUGAUGGAGUACAUGCAGAAGUAUUACUACUCCUGGACAAUUGUCACAUACAACGUAGUUAUUGAUGCAUUUGGAAGGGCAGGAGACCUAGAACAGAUGGAAUAUAUAUUUAGACUAAUGAAAUCCGAGCGCAUAAAACCCAAUUGUGUUACACUCUGUUCACUGGUUAGAGCAUAUGGAAGGGCCGAGGAAGUUAAGAAAAUAAAGACAGUAUUGAGAAUUGUCGAGAAUUCAGACAUAACAUUGGAUAUUGUGUUCUUCAAUUGUUUGGUGGAUGCAUAUGGGAGGGUGGGUUGCUUGGCAGAGAUGUGGGAUGUUCUUGAUUUAAUGAAGGAGCAUCGAUGCAAACCAGACAAGGUGACUUGCACCACAAUGAUCAAAUGGUUUCUUGUCAAAGGGAUUGAUGAUCAUCGUGUUCAGUAUCUACGUGAUCUUAAAGAUGGGCGAGUUACAGAUGAUACAUAGGUGUGAACACAAAAGCUGCUGAUUGAAGUAGUGGCUUUUAUCUGCAACUUUCAAGGAAGUGGAAUCAAUCUUACAGAGCCUUGGUUUACAUAGAUGCAUUUAUCUCACCUGCCCUCCACAUCAUGAGUUGCUGAAUGCUACUGAAUCAAACAUUCCUCUGAUAUCAUGAGUUGUUGUCAUGAAUGCUGCUGAAUCAAACAUUCUUAUUAUAUGCCCUAUGAUGGCGAUUGUUUAUGGAGCACAUGAAAACUCAGCUUUGCAAUUUCAGUAGCAGAUCUAUCUGGGAACAUCUUAGCACAGCUAAGCUACUAAUGGUACUGGGUGGGGCAUGCCAUUAAUGAAAAGUUUCUGGAGAAGAUAGAAGCAAAUUUUGGUGAUUGAAGAAUAAUGGACAUGUUUUAGAAGCAAGGGGGACGAUGCUGGUGAAACUGGUUAGAUUCUGAUAUGCUGUUGUGACUUAAAAAAAUUGAUCAUGGAGAGAAAACUUCCCCUUCGGUGGAUGCAUAUGGAAGGGUGGGGUAUUCUUCACUUGAUGAGGUGCAGACCAACCAAGGUGACAUGCACUACAUGAUCACAUGAUCUUUAAAGGAAAUGGCAAACAGUGGGUUGCUGAUCAGCACCUAUACGUGAGCUCAAACAUUAGCAACAUACAGAUGAUCCAUAGCACAAAAGCAUCCCAGGAACCGACUUCUUUCUGCUUUUCUUUCCAAGGAUGUGGAAUCAAUCUCUGUUAGAGCAUUGGUUUACAGAGAUGCAUGACUCGCAUCUUGCCACUGAUAUUCCCCAUGGUGUGAUGUUUAUAUAAGAAACAAUUGCAAUUUUUGUAGCUUAUGGAUGGACCAAGGAUUUCCUUGAGAACGAAGAUCAUACUUGGCAUUUACAUAGCAAUGGUUCCAAAGGUUA